Cuscuta campestris is the source of this 1240-nucleotide messenger RNA. Lineage: Eukaryota; Viridiplantae; Streptophyta; Magnoliopsida; Solanales; Convolvulaceae. The record is from the annotation of a GenBank genome assembly.
UUGCUCUGCUCAAAUCAUCUCUCCAUCCAUUCUGUUUCUUUCUUUUUCUCUAAGAUAUCAUUAUUCGUCAGCAGAAAUGGAGGUGAUGACAUCAUUGCCCCCGGCGGAGUUACAUUUCGGCGCUUCGCCUAAUAUCACCGCGCCUUUUACUCCUCUGCGUUUCGGGACUCCCUUUUAUAGCGCCCCCGCCAGCCCCGCCAUGGUAUCCGCCGCCGCCGAAACUAGCACCGGCAAUACAGCUCCGUUUGACUGGGAAGAGGAUAACGGCGACGGUUUCGCUUUUGAUUUUAGUGGGCAGUUGGAGAAGACCUCUAUCUCUCCGGCGGAUGAGCUCUUCGAAGGCGGCAAGAUUAAGCCUUUGAUUCCGCCGCAGGGGAAGGAGAACGAUUCCGAUCUCUUCCCCGCCGCGCCGUCCCGGAGCCCGGAGGACGGCGAUGGUUCAUCAAUCCAACGGGGAAGCGAAAAUAGCGGUAAGCCCCCAGCCCGCCGUUCGAAUUCUCGGCGCAAAUCGACAAGAUCUCUGUCCCCGACCCCGUUCCGGGCGACCCAAUCGCUAAUCGACCAAGACGAACCAGAAAUCGAAAUUCAAGAUGAAAAAGACUGUUCAUCAUCGUUCUUGUCGAUGUGGUACCGGAAAUUGAGACUAAAAGAUCUCUUACUCUUCCGAAGCGCGUCGGAGGGGCGAGAGAGCGGGAGAGGGAUGAUGAACAGAUACGCAAUGCUGCAGAAGAGGCAUCUUCAAGAAGACGCGAAGAAUUCGAGUUUCCGGUCGACGGAGAGCGUGGGGUCGACGUCGUCGCGGCGGAGAGGGCCGCUCUCGGCUCACGAGUUGCACUACACUCUGAACAGGGCGGCGUCCGAGGAGAUGAAAAGGAAGACAUUCUUGCCGUACAAGCAGGGACUGUUUGGAUGUUUGGGCUUUCACCGAACGGCGGCCGCGGCGGCGGUGGCAGCUGAUAUUUCUAAGGGCAUUCCUUCCAAGUCUAUGCCACGAAGCCGUCACCAAUGACUUCUGAGAAAACGUUCCGAUUUCUUUUUUUUUUCAUCAGUCACUCUCCCGUACCUAAAAGUCUUACUUUAAUUUCGUGCAAAUUUUGAUUAAAAAAAAUCGUGCAAAUUAAGUCAGAUUUUAAAAUAGUGAAAUUUGCACUAAAUAGGACUAAAACAUAAUGACUUUCUUAAUGUAGGACUUAAACUUUUUUAUUCCCUAAUUAGGACUUAAUAAUGACCUAGUGGAAGG